This is a messenger RNA of Trifolium pratense (red clover), 3131 nucleotides long. Its product is annotated as pollen receptor-like kinase 1. Gene Ontology annotation, molecular function: protein binding; ATP binding; protein kinase activity. The coding region runs from base 235 to 2136 and encodes 633 amino acids. NCBI's taxonomy places the organism in Eukaryota, Viridiplantae, Streptophyta, Magnoliopsida, Fabales, Fabaceae. The record is from RefSeq and is a predicted model, not a curated record. Gene Ontology annotation, biological process: protein phosphorylation. The transcript has 3 exons.
UUAAACAUCCUUAACCAACCAACUUCUAUCUAAUGUGCAUGUGUUCUAUUAUUAGCUCUGUUUCUUUCUGCUCCUUGAGUUUCUUUCUCCUCCAUCUCAAAAAUGAAUUUCCGUCUCUCUCCGCCUUCCAAAGCGGCUGUUGAUCAACCUCGUUAACAUCUCCUUCUCAUUCUAUGCGCAGCACGACGCACCUCACCUUAAGUGCAAGUGCGUGUGCAUGUGCCCUUCAUUAUUAUGGCAGCAUCAUUCUUCUUCGUAACAACAACAAUAUUGUUCGUUUCUAUUCUCAUCAACAUUGCCUCUUGUAUUUCAGACAUAGAUUCUCUCCUCAAAUUGAAAAACUCUCUUCAAAACACCGACGUUGUAUUAUCUUCAUGGAACACAUCUGCCCCUCCAUGUACAGGUGGUGAUGCAAAUUGGUCCGGCGUUCUCUGCUACAAAGGACAUGUUUGGGGAUUCAAACUCGAAAACAUGAACCUUAAAGGCAACAUUGACGUUGAUUCCAUCAAGGAUUUGCCUUAUAUCAGAACCCUUAGCCUCAUGAACAACCAAUUCGAUACCCCGUGGCCGGACCUCAACAAACUCUCUGGUCUCAAGACCCUCUACCUGUCGAAUAAUAAAUUUUCCGGCGAGAUUCCGGAAGACGCGUUUCAUGGGAUGCAGUGGUUGAAGAAAAUUCAUCUGUCUAACAACCAGUUCACUGGUCCUAUUCCAACUUCCCUUUCUUCACUGCCGAGACUGAUAUCAUUGAGGUUGGAUGGAAACAGAUUCAAUGGUCCUAUUCCUGAAUUUCGCAAACCGUUGAAAUCAUUCAGUGCAGCGAAUAAUCAAUUAGAGGGUGAAAUACCUGCCUCCCUUAGCAACAUUCCAGCUUCAUCUUUUUCUGGUAAUGCAAAGCUGUGUGGAGCCCCUUUAGGAGCAUGCUUUCCGGAAAAGAAAUCAUUAUCGAUAAGUGUGAGCCGUAUUGUGGUUGUGGUUCUUGUUAGUCUUGCAAUGUUUGUGAUUGCAGCAGUAAUAAUACUUGUCCUUAUUAGAAGAAGAAAAAAAAAAGCUGAACAAGAACAACAAGAAUCAGGAGUAGUGAUUGGUGUAGUUGCCAACACCAGCAGCAGGGAUAGUACUGUUCAAAAGAAAGGAUCAUCGUCAUCACCAAAUGACGUUUCAGAUGAUCAAGGUUCAAUAAGAUCACGCGGAACCAGCAACGGUAGCAGAAGCAUGAGGUUAUCCUUUGUGAGGGAAGAAAUAUCAGAACAAUUUGAUUUGCAAGAUCUAUUGAGAGCCUCUGCCGAGAUAUUAGGAAGUGGUUGUUACAGUUCAUCCUAUAAGGCUGCUAUGUUGACUGGCCCCACCGUUGUCGUCAAAAGAUUCAAACAGAUGAACAAUGUUGACAGGCAAGAGUUUCGGGAACACAUGCGAAGACUAGGAAGGUUGAAUCAUCCUAAUCUCCUUCCUCUCCUGGCUUACUACUACAAAAGAGAUGAGAAACUCUUCAUUACCGACUUUGUUCGCAAUGGCAGUUUGGCCAUUCGCCUUCACGGAUACCAAGCGAUAGGACAAGAAAGCCUUGAUUGGCCGACGAGGUUGAAGAUUGUGAAAGGUGUAGCAAAAGGUAUUGAAUAUCUGUACAAAGAGAUGCCGAACCUGAUUGCGCCUCACGGUCAUCUUAAAUCCUCAAAUGUUCUUCUGAGUGAGUCUUUGGAGCCUCUACUAACUGACUAUGGAUUAGUACCUGUGAUAAACCAGGAAAUUGCUCCUGAAAUAAUGGUUAUAUACAAGUCACCUGAGUAUUUGCAGCAAGGGAGGGUCACUAAGAAGACUGAUGUGUGGAGUCUUGGGAUACUCAUUUUGGAAAUUGUAACCGGAAAGUUUCCUGCUAAUUUUAUACAAGGGAGUGAGUUGAGUUUGGCGAAUUGGGUGGAAUCUAUUGCGCCGGAAGCGUGGAGUAGUGAGGUGUUUGAUAAAGAUAUGGCGUUAACUAGUAACAGUGAGGGAGAGAUGGUCAAGCUUUUGAAGAUUGCAUUGGCUUGUUCUGAUAUGGAUGUUGAUAGGAGAUUGGAUUUGAAAGAAGCAGUUUCGAGAAUUCAAGAGAUACAAGAAGAUACUAUUAAUGAGGAUGAUAUGUAUUCUUCUUCUUAAUUAUAUAUGCUGGUGAAGCUUAUAUGACAUGAUUGAAGUGAAGUGAGUCUUCAAAAUUAAGAUUUGUGGUCAUGGGAAGGAAGAAAUGAGUUUCAUCAUGAAUAUUGGUUGAAUGAGGGUUGCCAUAAGCAUUACUUGGAUUUAUAUUUCCCCUCAAAAAGACAUGCAAUGCCACGGCAUGAAUGAAUGAAUGAUGGAAAGCAAUGGUUCAUAUGCAUGCAUGAUCUGUUACAUUACUGGGUUUCGAUGUCUUAUUAAUUAUCGAUCUCUUGGUUGAGUUUUUCCCAGUAUAGUAAUGAGGUGAGGUUAUUGGAGAAUGUAUUUGAGGGGAACAAGAGCUUAAUGCCAAUCAUGAGAUGAGAUGCACUUGAGGUUGGAUCAAAAAACCUGUUUUUUGUUGCUUCUUUUGUUUAUUUGCAUUGCAAUUUCAAUCCCAAACUUUCUUAGUAAGAUCAUGGGAUGGGACACUUCUAAUUUGAAGGUAUCUAGGUAUGAUACAGAUACUACCUACUACCCUAUUGAAUUUUUGCAAAAGAGCAUGAACAUUUCCUAAGUUAUGUGGAGGCAAAUGCAAUGAUGAUGAUGAUGAUGAUGCAAAAGAGCAGUGCUGUCAUUCAUCUCUAUCUUUCUCUACAAGUAUUAUUUUCCUAGUUUUUCGACGAAGCAAAUCUAAUGAUGAUGGAGUGAUGGAUACUACAGUUAGACACUAGAGAUAGGAUUAGUUAGAAAUUGUUUUCUGUUUUAUUUGUUAGUUAUUUUGUAGUUAGUUUUCUCUUCUUCCCUCUUCUAUGUCUUAGUUGCCUUGUAUAUAAGGGGAAUGUCCUCUGUAUCAAGAAUCAAGAAUUCUAAACAUUCGAUCAAUAAAAUGUAUAUUCUGAAUAUAUAUCUCCUUUUCCUAGAAUAAAAAUAGAGGAAUCUCUCAGUUGUUGUGUUGAAAGUAGCCCCUGUAAAAAUCUUCGAAAGGCUUCUGUCUUAAUGCAUUUUUUUAGUUUCCU